Onychostoma macrolepis is the source of this 1807-nucleotide messenger RNA. RefSeq names its product endothelial cell adhesion molecule a (gene esama). Gene Ontology annotation, biological process: homophilic cell-cell adhesion. Bases 385 to 1662 code for a protein of 425 amino acids. NCBI's taxonomy places the organism in Eukaryota, Metazoa, Chordata, Actinopteri, Cypriniformes, Cyprinidae. The record is from RefSeq and is a predicted model, not a curated record. Gene Ontology annotation, molecular function: cell-cell adhesion mediator activity. Gene Ontology annotation, cellular component: plasma membrane; adherens junction. The transcript is spliced from 7 exons.
GCGCGAGUGCAGGUGCAACAGCUCGCGGAGCAGUCUUUACACACGGAGUGCUUCUAGUGUUCACCUCACUCGCUCGCUCGCGCUGUCUGUGUAGAGCAAACUCCAGCGCUCAGAGAAUCUGUUGGGAUAUUCACCGCCAAACACACGGACACUUGUCCAAUCUCAUGCCAUUGAAUUCUGUGGAGUCAAAGAUGAUUUCCAGCUUGGAUAUAGCGUCGGUCUUCCCGCGGUGAACAUCGCUUGUUUCGAGGAGAACACACAGUUUUAGGACACUUGAAAGAGCCUAGUGGUUUUGAUUUGUUUGUAGAUAACCGUUAUCUACUUCACGCGCAGUGUUAAUACGGACGAGCGCGCGCAGAGCGGACACUCUUCACAUGCUGAGCCAUGGAGACGCUAACUUCGGCAAAACUUCACACCUGCCUGUCAGUAUUCACAUUUCUGUGCUGUAUCUCAGGUGACCUGGCCCAACUUCAGCUGCCUCAGAAAAAUGUAGAAGUGAUCAAAGGGAAGACGGUAGUGCUGCAGGCUUCUUACACUGGUGUGGAGCCUGAGAAAAAUACAGUGGUCUGGAACUACAUGUCCAGCAGCACAGAAAUGAUUAUCUCAUACGUCGGUGGAGGUGUAAGUCAUAGCACUUCCCAGUUUGCAGGUAGAGUUGGUUUUAUGCGUAAUAUGCCCAACUCCAAUCUGUCCCUGUACAUUAACAACACCAAAGCAUCAGACUCAGGGAAGUACAUGUGCCAGGUCAUUAUCCCGGGCGUCCCAGGACUCACCGGAGAGCUCACCCUUAAUGUUAAAGUCCCUCCUUCAGUGCCAGUUUGUCAAGUUAAAGGAAGGCCUGUUCUUAAAGGGAACAUCACUCUGACUUGUAACUCUGAUGAUGGUAAACCUGCACCAGAAUAUAAGUGGACCAAGACCAGUCCCAAUUCAGAGGUCUUCUUCCCUCCCGCACAAAAUGAAACCGCAGGAACAUUAAAGCUGAACAAUCUGAGCAGUAAUAUGUCAGGGAAAUACAUGUGCACUGCAUCCAACUCUGCAGGAGUGGAGACGUGCUACAUCAACCUGGAGGUCAUCACAUCGACUAAUGCUGGGAUGAUCGCUGGUGUCACGGUUGGUUGUAUUGUGGCUCUCAUCCUCAUCAUUCUCUUCCUCGUCUUCAUGUGGACAAGACAGAAAGACACAGAGGAGGAUUUAGCCAAUGAAAUCAAAGAGGAUGCUCAGGCUCCCAAACGUGUCUCAUGGGCCAAGAGUGGCACUGGAUCUGACAUCAUCUCUAAAAACGGCACCCUGUCCUCCAUUCACACCAGCUCUUACCCACGAGACACCCAGAACCACCACCACUACCCUCACUCCGACACCGCGUCCAUCCUCACGGCCACGGGCAGCACAGCCGGCUACCGCUUGCAGCCUCCAGCAGAUGCCACCCUGGAGCGCACAUUGCCAGGCUACAACACCAACCCGAUCCUUCCCCGUGGACCCUCGGGACCCCCCAGCAUCAAUGGAGGCUCCCAGCACACCUCAGUGCCCCGGCCAGCCCCCGCCCAGCCUCAGAUUCCACGUCCGCCCGUGCUGCCCACCACCGUAACUGCUGCCAACAUUUCCCGCAUGGGAGGGGUACCCAUCAUGGUGCCAGCGCAAAACCAGGCUGGCUCUCUGGUGUAGGACCAAACAUUUCUUCUGGACUUCUGAAGAGGACAUCAUGUCUGCGAUCCCACAAACUGAAGCACAUUGGAAAGGAUGAAUUGGAACCGAUAAGCUUAUUGCCUCUGUAUGGAAACUGUAUGAUGCAAUUUUUUUUUUUUUUUUU